GUUAUUAGGUGGUGGCACUUGUUUAUAGUGUUUUGUUGCAACCUUUUCUAUUUGUGUUUUUAGAAAUAAAAUGCACUAAAGAAGUUUCCGCUGGAAUUUGAUUCCAUUGCCAAAUGAAGCAAGGCAAAUGGAAGAAAUUAGUGGGUGCUAGAGCUUAUCCUUUUGAAUUGUCAAAAAAAUAGUUGCCUUCCAAGAGAAGAGACAAUGACAUCCUGGAUGAUAUCAAGAUUUUGAUUGGUGAGAGGAAACGGUCCAUAUUCACUGGCGUUUUGGACUCUCAAAUGUGUGAUUUUUCAUGGAUACUAUAUGAACAGAACAUACUAGACCUUUGAAACACAGCUUGUUUGCAUGAUGGCUGCUACCACCACAACGCCCGCAUUUCUUACACUGCAAGACCGAGUAGCCAUAGUCACAGGGUCUUCCUGUGGCAUCGGCAAAGCAAUAGCCAUCAACUUAGCCUCACUGGGUGCAAAACUUGUCAUCAAUUACACUUCUAACAAGGAGCAAGCUGAACUUGUAGCUAAGGAGAUCACUUCUGGUUGUGUUGAUGGUAUCCCACGAGCUGUCGUGGUCCAAGCUGAUGUAUCUGAGCCCGUGCAUGUGAAGUUAUUGUUUGAUGAGGCUGAAAGAGUGUUUGGAUCACAGGUUCAUGUCUUUGUUAAUUCAGCUUCCAUUGCUGAUUCUAAGUAUCAUACCAUCGCUAACACUUCUGUGGAGGAUUUUGAUCAUAUUUUCAGGUUCUUUAAUAGUGUCAAUUUGCCGAGGAACAUUCUCAUGUUGCAAAGAGGCCGCAAACCGGGUAAAACAAGGAGGUGGGGUAGAAUUAUAUGGCUGUCAAGCUCAUUGGAGGGUUUAUUGAAGCCAAAAAUAGCAACAUAUACAGCAUCAAAGGCAGCAGUUGAGACAAUGACAAAAAUACUUGCAAAGGAACUCGAAGGGACUGGUAUCACUGCAAACUGUGUUGCGCCAGGGCCAACUGCAACACACAUGUUCUUAACUGGGACUAGUGAGGAACUUAUUAAAAGAGUGAUUGAGGAGUGCCCACAUGGGAGGCUUGGCGAGACCAAGGAUGUGGCUCCUCUUGUUGGGUUCUUGGCUAGUGAUGCUAGUGAGUGGAUCAAUGGACGGUUAUUGGUAUUAAUGGUGGCAUUGUCUAGAGUUUGGCUUGUGCAAUACUUUGAAAUUUGUAUCCUUUAUAUUAAUGCGACUAUCAUCCCUGUAAUUUGAUUAUUACUCUUGCAGAGUUAUACUUGCCUUCACAA
Populus trichocarpa (black cottonwood) is the source of this 1262-nucleotide messenger RNA. Its product is annotated as NADPH-dependent aldehyde reductase-like protein, chloroplastic. The transcript is spliced from 3 exons. Gene Ontology annotation, molecular function: oxidoreductase activity. Bases 349 to 1227 code for a protein of 292 amino acids. The record is from RefSeq and is a predicted model, not a curated record. NCBI's taxonomy places the organism in Eukaryota, Viridiplantae, Streptophyta, Magnoliopsida, Malpighiales, Salicaceae.